Messenger RNA from Arachis ipaensis, 624 nucleotides. Lineage: Eukaryota; Viridiplantae; Streptophyta; Magnoliopsida; Fabales; Fabaceae. The record is from RefSeq and is a predicted model, not a curated record.
AUGGCUAUCAAAUUAGACAUGAGUAAAGUAUAUGACAGAGUUGAAUGGAGGUUUUUGUGGUUCAUUAUGGGCAAACUUGGUUUUGGAACAAGGUGGAUUGACUGGAUUCGUGAACUUGUAUCAACUGUUUCUUAUUCUGUUAUUGUGGAAGGACAACCCUUUGGCUAUUUUAAGCCAGAAAGAGAGGAUAACUGUGACAACAUUCUUAACUUGCUAAACUCAUAUGAAGGAUUUAGUGGUCAACAGAUCAAUUUGGAUAAAUCAGCGGUAUUUUUUAGUAAUAACACUCCUCCCCCCAUUCGAGCUCUUGUGGCAGGCAAACUAAAUAUCCACCAUAGUGGAGCUCAGGACAAAUAUUUAGGGCUUCCUUCUCUUAUUCACAAGUCCAAAAGAGAAACCUUUAGUGAAAUUGAGGAGAAGGUUAACGGAUGGCAGCGAAAUUUAUUAUCAUCAGGAGGCAAUCAGGUUUUAUUAAGAACAGUUGGUAAGACAGUGCUAGUUUAUACACUCUAUUGCUUUAAAUUACUGGACACUUUACUGUCUGAAAUCCACAGUAUUUUGACAAAUUUCUGGUGGGGUCAAAGAGGUAAUGAAAGGCGUAUGGCCUGGAUCAGCUGGAACUAA